Molecule: messenger RNA, 1552 nt
Organism: Nerophis lumbriciformis (worm pipefish)
Lineage: Eukaryota; Metazoa; Chordata; Actinopteri; Syngnathiformes; Syngnathidae
Gene: clybl
Product: citrate lyase beta like
Biological process (GO): regulation of cobalamin catabolic process
Molecular function (GO): (S)-citramalyl-CoA lyase activity
Source: RefSeq, a predicted model, not a curated record
GGCCGUCACCCAGGCAGCGUCACUCAAGGAAAAAUGGCAGCGCGUGUCAGCUGUGUUGUCAAGCGACUUUCCUCUCAGGACGGUGGUUGGCUCCUGCCCGCCGCCCGGUUGCAUACCAAAGGAUGGCGUCACCACCAUGACAAUGCAGGGUCCUCGCUGCCCUACGUACCCCGCAGAGCCGUGCUCUACUGCCCCGGCGAUGACGAGCGCAAACUGAGGAAGCUGGCCACCCUGGACGUGGACUGUGCCGUCUUGGACUGUGAGGAUGGCGUCGCCCUCAGCAAAAAGACAGAGGCCAGGGAAACCAUUCCCAGGAUGCUGGCGGAACUGAACUUAGGCCGUACGGAAAAGUGUGUGAGGGUGAACUCCGUGUCCAGUGGCUUAGCCGAAGCUGACCUGGAGGUUAUUCUCGGAGCUGAGGUUCUUCCACCUGCCGUCAUGUUGCCUAAAGUGGAGAACACUCAAGAGAUUCAAUGGUUCGUUGACAGGUUUCAGCGCAGCUUGAAAGGACGGCCGCUGACGGAGCCCGUUCGCCUGGUGACCUUUGUGGAAACUGCUGUGGGCCUGCUCAACUUUAAGGACGUUUGCGAGGAAAUCCGCCAACUCGCACCCAAGGCCGACCUCCAUCACGACGGCGUGGUGUUCGGCUCCGACGACUUCUGCGCCAGCAUAGGCGCCACACGGACCCCGGACGCCAAGGAGCUGCUCUACGCCAGGCAGAAAGUGGUCACCACCGCCAAGGCGUUCGGGCUGCAGGCUAUCGACCUGGUGCACAUCGACUACAAGGACGUGCAGGGGCUGAGACGGCAGGCCCGAGAAGGGGCCCUCAUGGGCUUCACAGGUAAGCAGGUCAUCCACCCGGGCCAGGUCCAGGCUGUGCAGGAGGAGUUCUCGCCCAGUCGACAGAGAGUCCAGUGGGCCACAGAGCUCAUUGCUGCGUUCCAGCAGCACCAGAAGGACGGAAAGGGUGCGUUCACGUUCCAUGGAAGCAUGAUUGACAUGCCCUCGCUGAAGCAAGCGCAGAACAUCGUCACGCUCUCCGCCGCCAUGCCUCAGAAAUAAGGAGGAAGUCAGCGGGGCCGGGCGGGGGGGGGGGCGGGCGGGCGGUCUCCCCUUCCCAAACCAGGACUUACGCCAAGAGGACAGUGUUGUUUCAAUCCAAGAUUUUGAAAAAAAAGAAGGUAUGAAAGUGGACUUUGUGGACAGAAUCUAUCAUUCGAGAAUUGCGGCGCCCGGGUUCUGGUGGGCGUGCGGACCCUCGUGCGGUUAUAUCGUACCCACGGGGUCAGCAUGAAAGCAUCUUGAUGGUGCCGGAAAGGGUAAACAAACACAAUUCUGAUUUGCAGGGGAUCCAUUCAUCAAUAGCCCCCAGUGGGUCCCCCCCAACCCCUUCCUCCCUUGCUCGGGGGACAGCUCACAAACACGGAACCGCGUGAACUCGCCAUUUAGCUUCUUUGUGUCGGUCCCUCUAGCAAAAGUCACCGCGCUCCUCGCUCGGCAAGCCCGCGGGUCUAAGUGUGGACAAAUAUAAUAAAAGCUGCCUGAUCUCUCA